Messenger RNA from Aspergillus saccharolyticus JOP 1030-1, 1548 nucleotides. Its product is annotated as cation diffusion facilitator family transporter. NCBI's taxonomy places the organism in Eukaryota, Fungi, Ascomycota, Eurotiomycetes, Eurotiales, Aspergillaceae. The transcript is spliced from 2 exons. The record is from RefSeq and is a predicted model, not a curated record. Gene Ontology annotation, cellular component: membrane. Bases 22 to 1401 code for a protein of 459 amino acids. Gene Ontology annotation, molecular function: monoatomic cation transmembrane transporter activity. Gene Ontology annotation, biological process: monoatomic cation transport; transmembrane transport.
CCUCUCUCCCUUGUGGCAAUAAUGGAGGAAUCAAACCGACACGGCACCUCGGUGCCUCUCAACCACCUACCCCCCCACUCGCAUCUUCCUCACGAUGUGACUAUCGCCUACAAUGCCGCCACCACCACUGCACUGGAGCCCGCCGUGCCGCACCGCCGUAUCAGCAUCGGCUGUGACGAGGAAAGCCAGCCGCCGCCGCGCUACACCCUGGAGAACGACCCGUUCCAGCUUGCCUCGAAGCUGAAAACGCCCGAGGAGAUUGAACAGAUCCAACCGCAAGCCAACACGGCCCGCAAACGCGAUUCCCACACCAAACGCAGCAGCACCUGCCUCCCCUCCCUUAGCGGCGGCGGCGGCGGGGGCGGCGGCAUCCAUCGCACGCUCACCCAGACCCUCGCCUCCCGGCAACUGCAAGGGUUCUACCAGACGCAAAACGAGAACAUCGAGCGCAUGCUGAAGCCGGUGGAGGAGCACGUGCGGGCGGCGCGCGAGACCAACAGCAGCAACCAGCUGAAGUACAAGAUCGCGGUGUACGGGAGCUUUGCGGCGAACGUCCUGCUGUGCGUGCUGCAGCUGUACGGGGCGAUCUCGUCGGCCUCCCUGUCGCUCUUCACGACGAUGGCCGACGCGAUCUUCGACCCGAUGUCGAACCUGACGCUGCUGCUCAGCAACAAGGCGGUCAACCGCGUCGACGCGCGCAAGUUCCCCGCGGGCAAGGCGCGCAUCGAGACCGCCGGCAAUAUCUGUUUCUGCUUCCUCAUGUCGGCCGUCUCCUUCAUCUUGAUUGCCUUCUCCGUGCGCGAGCUGGUCGAGGGGUCCGCGGCCGAGACCGGCUCGUUCCAUCUGCCCUCGGUCGUGGCGGUCGUCGUCGCCUUCUGCACCAAAUUCGCGCUCUUCGUCUACUGCUUCGCGCUGAAGAACCAGUACUCGCAGGUCCGGAUUCUGUGGGAGGACCACCGCAACGAUCUGUUCAUCAAUGGGUUUGGCAUUCUGACCUCGGUGGGCGGCAGCAAGCUGCGCUGGUGGAUCGAUCCCGCCGGCGCGAUUGUGUUGUCGGUGCUGGUGUCUGUUCUGUGGCUGCACACCGCCUACCAUGAGUUCCAGCUGUUGAUCGGUGUCACGGCGGACACGAAGAUGCAGCAGCUGAUCACGUAUAUUUCAAUGACCCACUCCCCCCUCAUAACCGCCAUCGACACCGUCCGCGCCUACACCUCUGGCCCCCGCCUCGUCGUCGAGGUCGACAUCGUCAUGGACCCCGACGACUCGCUGCGCGCCACCCACGACGUCGCCGAGGAGUUGCAGACGAAGCUGGAGUCGUUGCCGGAUGUGGAGCGCGCGUACGUGCAUGUGGACUAUGAGACGACGCAUAAGCCGGAGCAUUUUCUGAAAAAGGAGCUGUAGGGUCUCUAUGGAUUGAUGUAUGUGUAUCUCUGAGGAGUGCUUCAGUGGGGGGGAGGGUGGAGUUGCGUGGCAAGAAUGGUGGGUUUGGGGAUAAAACUAUACAUAACCUCGUUUUAUUAAACUAGUAGGGAAUGCAACGACGAGUAG